CCUAGUACUCUACACUGGUUUUACAUGUCAGAGAACAUGAGCUGUGAACAGACAGAGGUAGUGAACUUUAUAUAGAGCCUGGUCUAUGUCUGUAGUCCAUGAGCUCCCUGUGUGGCCUGCUUCCCUGUGACUUCCUGUUGGAGAGGAAUCUAGGGAAGUUUUCUGUCUUGUCCGCGUGAGGUGCACAGGACCUUUGAGUGUCUCCAUAUUUAACAAAGUUGAAACUUGAAUACCAUAUAUUCGUCUUUGUCUUCUUGACAGUCCUUGCUGGCGGGAUGAUGGGUCGUGUGUUGUCGUUCGGCCGCUCCCUGGUGAGGAGGAAGGUGGUGGAUCUCAACAGUCUGGAGGACUCCAAGCUGUGCCGCUGCCUGGGUACCGUGGAUCUCAUCGCCCUGGGCGUGGGUAGCACCCUGGGGGCUGGGGUCUAUGUUCUGGCUGGAGAGGUGGCCAAGGGAAACUCAGGCCCCAGCAUUGUGGUCUCCUUCCUCAUCGCUGCCCUGGCCUCUGUCAUGGCGGGCCUCUGCUAUGCUGAGUUUGGAGCCCGUGUGCCCAAGACUGGCUCAGCCUACCUGUACAGCUAUGUAACAGUUGGAGAGCUGUGGGCCUUCAUCACUGGCUGGAACCUCAUCCUCUCCUAUGUGAUAGGCACCUCUAGUGUGGCCAGGGCUUGGAGCGGGACAUUUGAUGAGCUGAUUGGAGGACACAUUGAGACGUUCUGCAAGACCUACUUCAGCAUGAACUCUCCAGGCCUGGCUCAUUACCCAGACUUCUUUGCAGUCUGUCUCAUUCUACUUCUGUCAGGCCUCCUGUCGUUUGGAGUGAAGGAGUCAGCCUGGGUGAACAAGGUCUUCACUGCUGUCAACGUGCUGGUGCUCUUGUUUGUCAUCGUCUCUGGCUUCGUGAAGGGAGACCCCCUCAACUGGAAAAUCUCUGAAGAUACUCUCAUCAAUGUCACCAUUGUUAAACGGAACCUAUCUGUGACUGCUAAUGUGACCAGUGAUUAUGGUGCAGGGGGGUUCAUGCCAUUUGGCUUCAGUGGGACCCUGGCUGGAGCUGCCACCUGCUUCUAUGCCUUUGUCGGAUUUGACUGCAUCGCAACAACAGGUGAGGAGGUAAGGAACCCUCAAAAAGCCAUUCCCAUCGGCAUCGUGGUGUCUCUGACGGUGUGCUUUCUGGCCUACUUCGGUGUGUCUGCUGCCCUCACCCUCAUGAUGCCCUACUACCUACUGGAUGAGAAGAGCCCCUUGCCCAUGGCCUUUGAAUAUGUGGGCUGGGGCCCAGCUAAAUAUCUGGUGGCUGUGGGGUCACUGUGUGCCCUGUCAACCAGUCUGCUGGGUUCCAUUUUCCCUAUGCCACGUGUAAUCUAUGCUAUGGCAGAGGAUGGGGUGCUUUUCAAAGCCUUAGCCCGAAUCAAUCCUAAGACGAAGACCCCGCUUAUUGCCACAAUGAGCUCCGGUGUAGUUGCAGCAAUCAUGGCUUUCCUGUUUGACCUAAAAGCCUUAGUAGACAUGAUGUCUAUUGGAACUCUUCUGGCCUACUCCCUUGUUGCUGCUUGUGUUCUCAUUCUCAGGUACCAGCCGGACCUGCUCUAUGGAAAGCCGGGCUGUAACAGGGAGAAGGAUUGCCUGACAUCACCAGAAGGGGAGUCGGAGCUGACGGAGUCUGAGUCCCACAUCAACAUGCUGAAGGAAGGAGGUUCCACCCUGCAGACGGUGCUCAAACCUCCACUCGUACCCACAGAACAGUCCUCCUCUGUGGUCAACAUGGCGGUCUGCCUCUUAGUGUUGGUGGUGUGUGUGAUCAGUGCUCUGACCACCUACCAUGGAUAUGCCAUCAUUCGCAUGGAGACCUGGAUCCUGUGUUGUCUGGCCCUAUCCCUGGUGGUCUUCAUUGGCUGUGUGGUUCUCAUCUGUCAACAGCCUCAAACCAGCAGGAAGGUCUCCUUCAUGGUUCCACUCAUCCCAUUUCUUCCCAUCCUGAGUAUAUUUGUCAAUGUUUACCUCAUGGUCCAGCUGAGUGGAGACACCUGGAUACGCUUCUCCAUAUGGAUGGCUGUGGGUUUCCUAAUCUACUUUGGCUACGGAAUGUGGCACAGUGUGGAGCGCCAGCGCAGGCUCCAGGACUCCCUCAGCAAACGUGCCAAGCAGGAGAAGAAGAACAAGGGUCCAGAGAAGACCAGCCAGUGUUAAAGAAAGAUCAGGGAUCCACACAGACUCUAGAAGGUCACCUGGUGGCCCCUGCCCCAGGCAAGACACAGACACACUACAUGCACACAGCAGCUAUCCCUAAAUACACUACAGAUGUAGGAUCUUAAUUUGAUCACUCUUUUGUUGCUGAGGAUUUUCCUGAUCCGCAGGAAAUGCAGAUGAGCUUCUUGAUUUACAAAAAUUCCCUGAAAUCCCACACUAACACAUGGUUAUAUUAACAGUAUUGCACUUUUCAUGUAGCCUAAUUUUGGCCAGCUAAUAAACUAACCACUGAUCAAGCAAUAUUAUGGACUAAAUGUUCAAAUCCUUUUGCUGCAGGAUUAUUUUGCUGUGGCAAUACUGGUCAAAUUAAGAUCCUACAUCUGUUUAUACAGCUACAUGCCAUCUGUGCCUCAGUCACAUGCCAUUCUCCCAGUGGAGCUGCAGUAUACUGUAUUAAUCGUCAUGUGCCUUGGAGCAGUGAGGUGGGCUCAUUAUCAAAUCAAAUCGAUGUCCGUCUCCAUGACGAUGUGACCAAGUAGGAAAGGCUGAUUGGUCAGAAAGGUGUGGAAGCAUCUCCAACAGUCAACAAGAAGAGACAGAAGACAGGAAAUGACAGGUUUUGCAUUUCCUAUUACAAUUACAGUCAUGGACUAACUGUGGAAAGGCUUGGUAUUUGGUUUUGGCCUAACUUUCUAUGUCUUUUUCUGUAAGUCAGCUUAUUCAGGAAGUUUGCUGUUGGAAUCUAUUGUCUUCGUGUAGAAAGGUCAGUAGGUCACACUAUGCUAAUAUUAAUACCCUGUUAGCCAAGCACAGACAAUUUUCUAAUCUUGCUGAAAAAACUAACUCUAAAUCUAACUCUAUCCAGGAUUAAUGACAUGUACACUAAACCAUUUAUUUGCUUCUAAAUAGUGGCCACAUUCUGAAUGUACAUUCUGUACAAACGUAAACAGACAUACUAACAUGCACACACAGAAUAUUCAUUUAAUUCUUGGCAUAUAUAUAUGCACAUGCAUCAUUUUAUGUGUGCAUAUCAAUUUAGUACAAUCACAAAUAUGAUAUAACUGUUGGUGAAUGGUAUUUCUGAAAUGUUUAUCUGGUGAAUGGUAUUUCUGAAAUGUUUAUCUGGUGAAUGGUAUUUCUGAAAUGUUUAUCUGGUGAAUGGUAUUUCUGAAAUGUUCAUCUGAUGUGUGUUUUCCAUAAUGGUACUAAUGAUUCAGUUUGUGCUCUAUUUGACUUCUUGUCUUAAUGUUUUUGCAACAGGUGUUGUUGGUGAUCUAAUCGAACACAAGUUUAACUAGUCUUUAUAAAUGUUCUAUUCUGAUUACUUGGAUGUGUUGCCGUCAUAAUCGUUUUUACAAUCGUGUCGUGAAGAUUGUAUGAAAUGGAAGUGGAGUGAACAAGAGAAUUGCUUGUUCAGUGUUUGAUAUCACAUUCCGUACAAAAGACUGUUUCUGCAUUGCUGUAUUUUUUGUGUGCAAGUGUUACAUAUCUUCUUAAGUCCUUUGGGAGAUUUUUUGUCUGUUAUUGCUAGACGGUGGACUGAACUGUCUUGAAAUUUGCCAUUUCUUGACAAAAUAUGCUCUACAGGCCACCUAGAGUCGCCCUUCUCAUUUGAUGCUAGUCCCUUCACUGUUUUCUGAAUAGUUUCUUAGCAUCACAUAUAAGAUGUACCGUACAUGUUUUGCAGGAUAAUAUCCCAGGGAAAGUGACAGUUAAUGACAUUAUUCAACAGAUUUAAGUUAAACUGGUCUUUCAGUGUUUAAAUGGUCCAUGCUUUUUGCAUUAAUAUUCUACUCCAAGUCGGAGCUUGAUCAGUAUUUAAAGGUUCUCCUCCCCUCUCCUCCUCUCGUUUUGUGUCCAAAAAGUUUAUUAUGUCUACUUUGUAACUCUACCUUGAUUUCACAACCAAUUUAUGGGGUUUGAUAUGGAUGAGCAGUGAGAGAGAUAUUGCUUUUUAACAUUCUUCUCUUGGAGUAGCAGAGACAAAAAUCAUGUAAUUUUUUCCCAAAUUCCCAGGUUUUCCAGAAAUGCCUGUUGGAAGAUUCCUGGAAUCAAGGGGGAAUAAGCAGGAAAUCCUCCAAUUAGGAUUUCUGAAAUACCUAGGAGUUUUGGGGAAGUUACCAGAUUUUUACAACCCUAGUUAGGGAAGUAUUUUAGGGUGUUCAGUUGCAGUUAAUCCACUGAUAGAGCUCUUAGACCUGUGGUAAUGAUGAUGAUCUCAGAGUUCCACCUUAACCUCUGGUAUUGAGACCUGUGGUAUGAUGAUGAUCUCAGAGUUCCACCUUAACCCCUGGUAAUGAGACCUGUGGAAUGAUGAUGAUCUCAGAGCUCCACCUUAACCUCUGGUAAUGAGACCUGUGGUAUGAUGAUGAUCUCAGAGUUCCACUUUAACCUCUGGUAAUGAGACCUGUGGUAUGAUGAUGAUCUCAGAGUUCCACCUUAACCUCUGGUAAUGAGACCUGUGGUAUGAUGAUGAUCUCAGAGUUCCACCUUAACCUCUGGUAAUGAGACCUGUGGUAUGAUGAUGAUCUCAGAGUUCCACCUUAACCUCUGGUAAUGAGACCUGUGGUAUGAUGAUGAUCUCAGACUUCCACCUUAACCUCUGAUAUUGAGACCUGUGAUAUGAUGAUGAUCUCAGAGUUCCACCUUAACCUCUGGUAAUGAGACCUGUGGUAUGAUGAUGAUCUCAGAGUUCCACCUUAACCUCUGGUAAUGAGACCUGUGGUAUGAUGAUGAUCUCAGAGUUCCACCUUAACCUCUGGUAAUGAGACCUGUGGUAUGAUGAUGAUCUCAGAGUUCCACCUUAACCUCUGGUAAUGAGACCUGUGGUAUGAUGAUGAUCUCAGAGUUCCACCUUAACCUCUGAUAUUGAGACCUGUGAUAUGAUGAGGAUCUCAGAGUUCCACCUUAACCUCUGGUAAUGAGACCUGUGGUAUGAUGAUGAUCUCAGAGUUCCACCUUAACUUCUGGUAAUGAGACCUGUGGUAUGAUGAUGAUCUCAGAGUUCCACCUUAACCUCUGGUAAUGAGACCUGUGGUAUGAUGAUGAUCUCAGAGUUCCACCUCAACCUCUGGUAUUGAGACCUGUGGUAUGAUGAUGAUCUCAAGAGUUCCACCUCAACCUCUGGUAUUGAGACCUGUGGUAUGAUGAUGAUCUCAGAGUUCCACCUCAACCUCUGGUAUUGAGACCUGUGGUAUGAUGAUGAUCUCAGAGUUCCACCUUAACCUCUGGUAAUGAGACCUGUGGUAUGAUGAUGAUCUCAGAGUUCCACCUCAACCUCUGGUAUUGAGACCUGUGAUAUGAUGAGGAUCUCAGAGUUCCACCUUAACCUCUGGUAAUGAGACCUGUGGUAUGAUGAUGAUCUCAGAGUUCCACCUUAACUUCUGGUAAUGAGACCUGUGGUAUGAUGAUGAUCUCAGAGUUCCACCUUAACCUCUGGUAAUGAGACCUGUGGUAUGAUGAUGAUCUCAGAGUUCCACCUCAACCUCUGGUAUUGAGACCUGUGGUAUGAUGAUGAUCUCAAGAGUUCCACCUCAACCUCUGGUAUUGAGACCUGUGGUAUGAUGAUGAUCUCAGAGUUCCACCUCAACCUCUGGUAUUGAGACCUGUGGUAUGAUGAUGAUCUCAGAGUUCCACCUUAACCUCUGGUAAUGAGACCUGUGGUAUGAUGAUGAUCUCAGAGUUCCACCUCAACCUCUGGUAUUGAGACCUGUGGUAUGAUGAUGAUCUCAGAGUUCAACCUCAACCUCUGGUAUUGAGAAUUCCUGAACAAUCUUAGUUUGGAUGAUUUUGAUGUACAUUUUCAUUUGAAAGAUAAGUGGCUGAGGUUAUGCUAUAUCAUGUCAUGAUAAUUUACUGCAAAAGCAUUAUUAUUAUUUUUAUUUUUUUUACAUUUGAUUUCACUUGAUCGAUUAAAGUUUAGUUAGGUUAAUUAAACGUGGAACAAAAGAGCAGAGCACAUUAUGUCCCAGGGGACCUAGAUCAGGGUUCAGGCAUAUGUAGCUAGUGUUGUAGCUUAUAAAUAUAUCAACAGAAUGAUCCUCUGUAAAUGUACCCAUUAUGUAGUGACAUGGUUUUCCAUUGUUUAUACUAACUGUACUAUUGUCAAUAAAUGUAUUUUUUAAUAAGAUCAGUUUAUGCAAGAGUGUAUUCUGUGAGUGUUCUGCACAUUGUCAGACAUUGCAGUAACUCAGUGAGGGGAGGAUAUAUAACUGCUUGUCUGUCUGUUGUAAAUGGUUGGUAUUAAUAAUUGGUAAUAAAAACCUACUUGGUUUAGAA
Oncorhynchus kisutch (coho salmon) is the source of this 6467-nucleotide messenger RNA. RefSeq names its product solute carrier family 7 member 2 (gene slc7a2). Gene Ontology annotation, molecular function: L-ornithine transmembrane transporter activity; L-arginine transmembrane transporter activity; L-lysine transmembrane transporter activity. Gene Ontology annotation, cellular component: plasma membrane. Gene Ontology annotation, biological process: L-ornithine transmembrane transport; L-arginine import across plasma membrane. Bases 276 to 2189 code for a protein of 637 amino acids. The transcript has 12 exons. Lineage: Eukaryota; Metazoa; Chordata; Actinopteri; Salmoniformes; Salmonidae. The record is from RefSeq and is a predicted model, not a curated record.